AUGGCCUUGUCGGUAGAAGAUCAAAUUGGGUCGUGGGUAGUUGGCACUUGCUUGGACUCCCUGUUUCUUGGUCUCGUCAUGACUCAAAUUGUCAGCUACUUCAAUACAUUCGGUCGGAACGAUCCCAGAGCGCUUCGCCUAUAUGUGUGUGUGGGCUGGCUGGCUUGGAGUGUCUGGCGUCGACGUUCAGCUUGCAACGCGCUUUCAUGGCGGAAAAUUGUCCUCCAUUUCGAUGAAACCGACAAUGCAAAGGCGCCUACACCAUUAGAGAUUGUGAUGACGGGCAUAUUGGGAAUUCUCGCGUUUACCACCGUAUGGUCGGGCCAGGGUUACUACCUCUAUCGCCUCUAUAAUCUGUCGAAUAAGAACUGGUGGAUUGUCAUCGCCAUUGCCAGCAGCGCAUUCAUUUCCUGCGUAUUGUGUAUCACGGCGUGUGCGCUUUAUGUGGGCAGGGGUCUCACCACCGCCGUAAAUCUUUACUACUCAGCUUAUCCUAUCGUAAUCGUCGCCGAUGUAAGCCUUAGUUUAUCGACCACCUUUUACCUCCUUCGAUUCCGCCACGAUGCUUCUCCGGACACAGCCAACACUGUCCGCUCCCUCGUCCUCUUUAUAUUUCAAACCGCUGCUCCAGGGACAUUCAUUAUUGCCCGAUACGUCGCAGAUCCCUGGUGGGAGUCUCAUGAUUCUGGGAAAGUUUGGGCCUUUUCCAUCCUGUGGACCCUCAACGCGCGCAGUACCACUCGCAAACGGCUCCGUCGCUCCGUCUUGAACUCGACACAUGUUCUCGCUGUGGGCGACUCGCGUGCCGUCUUUUCGACAAUACGUUUCCGGACAGAAUCAGGCGCUCGUCCUAGCAGAACUGCUACGGAAUCCGACUUGAACGAGUCGAUGUCCACUGGGCAGCCAACGAGGCUAGAAGAACCUUCUAUAUUUGAAAGCGAUGGUGUCAGCGACAUUAGCUCGUUAGCUUGCACUGUUGGGGGUGGACCUGUGGCUCGGAAGGGGAUAUCGGAACCAGGUCCAAAAUCAUUCUAUAUCCUGUCUGAGACAACCCGCGCUUGGGGCCCCUCCUGUCGAGGAGAUUGGCUCUCUUUUCCCGUUGGGUACAUGUCGACCUCAAUAGUCUCUCCCUCGAUACCCCAGACUGUCGGCGCUCGACUCGUCGGCACAACGCUUGACCUUCUGCUCCUGGGACUAGUCUCUGGUCAAAUUGCCAAAUAUUGGGCUCGACAUCGACAUCGGCGUCGUCGACUGGCCGAUCCCUUGGUCCUUCGCGUUUACGUGGCCUGGUUGGCCUGUUUGAUUUGGUGCAAGUCUAGUUUAAACUUUGCCUUGGUGUGGCAAGUCGUCAUCGUCCACUUCGGCGAGGCUCAAGAUCCAAGUAUUUUGCUCAUGGUCAACGACGUCGAGCGCCAUCUCUUCGGAGUGCUGGCUAUUCUUGUUAUCACUAUCGUUUGCACUUCGCAGGCUUAUUACAUCCAUCGACUCUAUAUCAUUUCGAACAAAAACCGGCCCCUUGCGAUCACUAUUAGCGUCAUGUCCUUCACAUCUUAUCUGCUAAGUGUGCUCUCGGCAUCACUUUUUAUGACACCUGCCAUUGUCACCGCCCACUCCGAAGUUGAGCUUGCAACAAAGUUCUUAUUUGCCGCUUAUCCGCUAGUUAUUGUUUGCGAUCUCAGUCUCACACUUAUAACCGCCAUCUUCCUCUUCUAUUUCCGUCGGCAUGUUCACCCUACAACGGCUACUGUGCUGACCAGGCUCAUCGUCUUGAUAAUACAGACUGCCGCCCCAGCAACGAUUGUAACAGUCAUCAACUUCGUCUUGACUGUGACUUUGCCUCAUUUCUCGCAAAUUCCGCCAUCGGGGGUUCUGUCGGUCGGCAGCAUCUGGGCCUUUUCGGUCAUGUGGUCCAUUAAUGCGCGCAUCGACCCUGGGGUGCAAUUGCCCUCUACAUGCCAUGGUGGUGUUUCCGAUAUCGUCGCGUUGUCUUCCCAACCUAGUCUCAUCGAUAAAGGUUCACCCACACACAACCUUCAAGUUCGUCGACCAAAACCACGAGCCAGCAAAUCUACCCAUUCCGACGCCACUAGUUGUGUCUUUGUUGGCGCAAAAUCAAAUUAUCUCGUGAACAGAGAUAUGAUGUCGAGCUGA
Molecule: messenger RNA, 2151 nt
Organism: Mycena indigotica
Lineage: Eukaryota; Fungi; Basidiomycota; Agaricomycetes; Agaricales; Mycenaceae
Exons: 21
Coding region: 1-2151 (716 amino acids)
Source: RefSeq, a predicted model, not a curated record